AAAACUACCUCCUACAUUACCUGGGAUUUGUGCCAGGGAUAACCAACCUUAGGUUGGCUGCCUCUCACCAAACAGACCUGUUGUACCUACCGGUGCCUCCUGGUGCUUAAGCAAGGCAUGCAGAAUAGUAUGGACCUUAGGGUAUGUCUUGUACCUCUCAAGCAGUACCUACAUACAGGCGUACUAUAACGGGGUUCAGUCCAGGUGGAGUAAGAAUUCCAGGUACUCGGUUGCCCCGUUGUGUGGAUGAACCAAUCCAUCACCCCUCUCAGCCUAACCCAACGCGCCCCUCCCACCCCAUGCACACAUAUUCUGCCCCUCAACGCGUCUGCCACAGUACAUAGAGACUACGCGCGCCUAACGACAACAACAAUAUCAUCAUCCAGGAAGGGAAAAAAAAAGGAUGGCUUUCCCACCAGAAUCACAAGAACAGCCGCCGCUUCAGCCGCAAUCCCACCAAGGGGAGCAACAGCAACAGGCAUUCAUACCAUCUGGCCAAGCAUCCUACCUGCUCGUCUCAUUCACCCACUUCCUCACCGUCUGCAUCCAUAACAUCCUCUACUACCGCUCCAUCUACCCCCAGGAGACCUUCCUGAUGAGCCGGGCCUACAACCUACCCGUCCACCAAUCUCGGCACCCCAAAGUGUGUUCGUGGAUCCGCGACGCCGUCGAUGCUGUCCGCGCCCAGCUCGCCCGCGGCGCUGCCGAGCGCGUCGCUGUCGUCGUGUACGACAGCCAGGCCCGGGUCGCUGAGCGCUGGAUGUUUGACGUCUCCGCCUUCCCCGCCUGGACGGGCUUCGAUGCUGCCCCCCGCGGCCCGAGGACUGCGGAAGACGACGAGUCCGACCCAUCCGCCGAUAACGACCCUGAGGCUGGUCCCGGUCCCGGUCCCGGCCCCGUCAGGGUUAACUGGACUGACGUCGACGAGCAGCUACGCGCUACCGUGAGGAAGCUCGCUUACGCUGGCGAGAAGAUGGCCCCGCUGCCGGAGGGUUGCACUUUCACCGUCGCGGUAGAGUUGCGGGACGACAGCGAGGCGCCGAUAGGGCACCCGCAACCUUGGAUCCCAACUCAGCCCAAUCUACAGCCGAAAUCUAGAGACAAACACGUGCCAGGCCGGGAUAUCGGUGGAGCCAAGACAACUCCUCUCCGGGCCGUAGAAGCUGGGCCUUUGUUCUUCGAAUGCUGGGUCGAGGAGGGCAGAAUCAACGAACAGGUAUCGCCUUACGCUUCACACGAAUAGCACGUCCUAUAUCCUCUCUAGUGGGCGCAUGUCGAUUCGGGCCUACUGUCC
This is a messenger RNA of Durotheca rogersii, 1294 nucleotides long. Its product is annotated as DNA-binding protein. The record is from RefSeq and is a predicted model, not a curated record. Gene Ontology annotation, cellular component: zeta DNA polymerase complex. Bases 404 to 1243 code for a protein of 279 amino acids. The transcript is spliced from 2 exons. NCBI's taxonomy places the organism in Eukaryota, Fungi, Ascomycota, Sordariomycetes, Xylariales, Xylariaceae.